This is a messenger RNA of Ostreobium quekettii, 273 nucleotides long. The record is from the annotation of a GenBank genome assembly. Lineage: Eukaryota; Viridiplantae; Chlorophyta; Ulvophyceae; Bryopsidales; Ostreobiaceae.
AUGGUGGUCCCAAGGACAUUCAGAUCGCCUUCCGUCCGGCCCUGCGCCCUCGAGGCGCACUUGUGGAGCCGCUUGCCGCUGUCUUUCCGCUGGCGUGGCUCUGCCCGGGCCACAGCAUGCAUCCGGGCGAAACAGUUGCAACUGGGGCAGGAGGUGGAUAUUGAGCGGGUCCUCAUCACGCAGGGCGAGAUAUCAGAGCAGGUCGAGGCAUUGGGAAGGCAACUGGCUGAUGAUUAUUGUGACAAACGUCCACUGUUUAUUGGGUAUUCCUGA